Nycticebus coucang (slow loris) is the source of this 3480-nucleotide messenger RNA. It is a transcript of the gene BHLHE41, whose product is annotated as basic helix-loop-helix family member e41. Gene Ontology annotation, molecular function: RNA polymerase II cis-regulatory region sequence-specific DNA binding; protein dimerization activity; DNA-binding transcription factor activity, RNA polymerase II-specific. The coding region runs from base 368 to 1795 and encodes 475 amino acids. Lineage: Eukaryota; Metazoa; Chordata; Mammalia; Primates; Lorisidae. Gene Ontology annotation, biological process: regulation of transcription by RNA polymerase II; regulation of neurogenesis; anterior/posterior pattern specification. The transcript is spliced from 5 exons. Gene Ontology annotation, cellular component: nucleus. The record is from RefSeq and is a predicted model, not a curated record.
CCCCCCUCCGGGCUGGACCGCGGAUGGUACGUUCCGCACGUGAGCUGGGUGCUGGUCUGGCCGGCGACGCGCGUGCCCUGUGGCCAAACACUGCCUGGAGUGAGAGCAAACUACCAGCGCAGUGGGGCCGGCGCGAGUGUGCGUGUGUGCGCGCCUGUGUGUGUGUGUCUGUGCGAGAGAGCGAGCGAGUGAGCGCGGUGAAAGGGGGGAACCAACUGCUUCACACUUUCAACACUGCACUGAAGAGGGAGAGCGAAAGAGACUGGAGACGCACAGAUUCCCCCAAGAUCUCCCAAGCCUACCGUCCCACAGAUUAUAGAACAGAGCCCCCAAAGAUCGAAACAGAGGAAACGGACAGCGGCUGAACAUGGACGAAGGAAUUCCUCAUUUGCAAGAGAGACAGUUACUGGAACAUAGAGAUUUUAUAGGACUGGACUAUUCCUCUUUAUAUAUGUGUAAGCCCAAAAGGAGCAUGAAGCGAGACGACAGCAAGGAUACCUACAAAUUACCGCACAGAUUAAUAGAAAAGAAAAGAAGAGACCGAAUUAAUGAAUGCAUUGCUCAGCUGAAAGAUUUACUGCCUGAACAUCUGAAAUUGACAACUCUGGGGCAUCUGGAGAAAGCUGUAGUUCUGGAAUUAACUUUGAAACACUUAAAAGCUUUAACCGCCUUAACCGAGCAGCAGCAUCAGAAGAUAAUUGCUUUACAGAAUGGGGAGCGAUCUCUGAAAUCGCCCAUUCAGGCCGACUUAGAUGCGUUCCACUCGGGAUUUCAAACAUGCGCCAAAGAAGUCUUGCAAUACCUCUCCCGGUUUGAGAGCUGGACACCCAGGGAGCCGCGGUGUGUCCAGCUGAUCAACCACUUACACGCCGUAGCCACCCAGUUCUUGCCCACCCCGCAGCUGUUGACUCAACAGGUCCCUCUGAGCAAAGGCGCUGGCGCUCCCUCGGCGGCCCCCACCGGGUCCGUGGCCGCCCCCUGCCUGGAGCGCGCAGGGCAGAAGCUGGAGCCCCUGGCCCACUGCGUGCCGGUCAUCCAGCGGACUCAGCCCAACAACGAGCUCGCCGCCGAGAACGACACGGACACCGACAGUGGCUACGGCGGCGAGGCCGAGGCCCGGCCGGACCGCGACAAGAGCAAAGGCGCGGGGGCGAGCCGCGUCACCAUCAAGCAGGAGCCACCCGGGGAGGACUCGCCGGCGCCCAAGAGGAUGAAGCUGGAUUCCCGCGGCGGCGGCGGCGGCCCGGGGGGCGGCGCGGCGGCGGCAGCGGCCGCUCUCCUGGGGCCGGACCCGGCCGCCGCGGCCGCGCUGCUGAGACCCGACGCCGCCCUGCUCAGCUCGCUGGUGGCAUUCGGCGGAGGCGGGGGCGCGCCCUUCGCUCAGCCCGCGGCCGCCGCGGCCCCCUUCUGCCUGCCCUUCUACUUCCUCUCGCCUUCCGCGGCCGCCGCCUACGUGCAGCCCUUCCUGGACAAGAGCGGCCUGGAAAAGUAUAUGUACCCGGCGGCGGCCGCCGCCCCGUUCCCGCUGCUGUACCCCGGCAUCCCCGCCGCCGCCGCUGCCGCUGCCGCCGCCGCCGCCUUCCCCUGCCUGUCCUCAGUGUUGUCGCCCCCUCCUGAGAAAGCGGGCUCCGCCGCCGCGACCCUCCUGCCGCACGAGGUGGCGCCACCUGGGGCGCUGCACGCCCCGCACCCGCACGGCCGCACCCACCUGCCCUUCGCCGGCCCCCGCGAGCCGGGGAACCCGGAGAGCUCUGCUCAGGAAGAUCCCUCGCAGCCAGGAAAGGAAGCCCCCUAAGCCUUAGAAAGGAUGGAGGUUCCAGCCGAAUGACGAGUGAAAACACCCUUCACGUUUCUAAGGGAGGAAGUGUAAUAGAUGCACGACAGGCAUAAAAAAAACAGGUGUUUUGUGUACAUUUGGAGUUCCUGUUUUGCUCAUCCCUCACCACCCCACCCUGCACACACUAACGUCCCUUUCUUUCCCCCACCCGCUGUAAAAGAUCCUCUGCGAUAGAUACUGGUUUGUUUGUUUUUUUCUUUAAAGAAUCCUCAAAAUAAGUUUCGCCUCCUUUCAGGCCAGGUUACCUUUUAAAAUGCGAAACCUAAUUCUAGAGAAGGUAAGAAGGGUCUGCUCUGUGGGUGAGCUAAUCGAACCCCAGGAUAGGGGGAAAGGUGCUGACACCCUGGACGUCUUUGACUGGAGUCAACGUGGGACAGCAGCUAGCUGUUACGUAGAGGUGCUUCUCCAAGCUGCCCUGCCUGUUUUAGCAGGUUUACCACAGACAGACUGAGGAUCUUUUAGAAUUAAAUUUACUCUUCAGUAUUUUAUAAAAUUCAGCUUUUUGAAAGGCAUAUAUUUUUCAAAGAAGCGAGGAUGCAGUUGCUCACGUCGCAAUCUAUUCUGAAGUGGUUUAAAUGGUAUCUCUUAGUAAAUUGCACUUGUUUAAAGAGACAUGGAGUUGGGCCAUGGUCAGAAGUCAGGGAAGGAGAUGGAUGAGAAAGGCCAGAAUCAUUCUUAGUACGUUUGCUAGCACUUUAUUGAGAAAUUGACUAUAAAUCGAGUUAUCUUAAUUUCUUAGUCCAUAUAUGUGUAUAUAUAUACAUGUAUAUCUCAAGUGCAUCUAUUCCCACUCUCGUUAAUCCAUCAUUUUUGUAAUCUUAACUGUUCUUUAAAAAGUGCACUGAACUUAGAACAAGUCCAAACUGAUUUUAUCGUAUAUUCUGUUAAAUGGCAAAAGUGGAGAAAAGCAUUUAACCGGUCAGUUGUGCUUGGAAAUGGCAGUGUAGAUGAGGAAUGAAGCCCUGUGAGGCCUUCCUAUCUCCAAGUCUAUGUAUUUUCUGGAGACCAAACCAGAUACCAGAUAAUCACAAAGAAAGCUUUUUUUAAUAAGGCUUAAACCAAGACCUUGUCUAGAUAUUUUUAGUUUGUUGCCAAGGUAGCACUGUGAGAAAUCUCACUUGAAUGUUAUGUAAGGGGUGAGACACAACAGUCUGACUAUGAGUGAGGAAAAUAUCUGGGUCUUUUAGUCAGUUUGGUGCAUUUGCUGCUGCUGUUGCUACUGUUUGCCUCAAACGCUGUGUUUAAACAACGUUAAACUCUUAGCCUACAAGUUGGCUCUUAUGUACAUAGUUGUUAAUAUAUCCAAUUAAUGAUGUCUGACAUGCUAUUUUUGUAGGGAGAAAAUAAUGUGCUAAUGAUAUUUUGAGUUAAAAUAUCUUUGGGGGAGGAUUUGCUGAAAAGUUGCACUUUUGUUACAAUGCUUAUGCUUGGUACAAGCUUAUGCUGUCUUAAAUUAUUAAAAAUAAAUAAAUGCUGUCUGCAAGAAACCAGCUGGUUUAGAAAAGUUUAGUAUGUGAAGCCAAACUAGAAGUUAUCUUUAUAUUCUAGUAUUUUCAGCACUCCAUAAAUUCUAUUACAUAAAUAUUGCCACACUAUUUUGUGAUUAAAAAUUCUUCAUAAGGAAUAAAAACUUUAAUAUUCGA